ACAGAGCGGGACCUGGGCCAGGGUGACCACUAGACUGAGCUGGGGCGAACCCGGGGCCGGGGCACGGGGCAGCAGUCGUUGUUCCAGCCGCCACCGUGACUGGGCUAGGCUCGCCAGCGCCGAGCCCGCCUGGAUCAGACCUUGGGCGUCGGGCGGCGGGUCUGCGGCCGAACGGAGGGAGCAGGUGAGCCUAGGACGUUGAGCGUGUUGUCCUACUCUACCACGGUUGGGUGGAGGGCUGGUCCCGGGUGCUUGACAGACUUAUGCAGCUCCGUGAAGUGCAGCCCUGACCCCCAGUGUCUGUUCUCACGAGGUCACUCUUAGGCUUCGGGGAGCUAAGAGAUUUUUCUGAGUUUCCUUAGGCAUCAUCAGUGAGAACUCAAGUCUCCGGCCAUGCAGCUACAGGCCCUGAUCCAAAAGGACCGCCCCAUGCCACAAAGAGAGCCACCCGAGUUUUCAUGGCAUCCGGCUGGCGGCCUCUGACGUGCAUCCUUGACAACAAGAGUUGCUUGUUAAUCUCCCAGGGAGAAUCCCUUUCCUUAUAGGAGGGCCAGGCUGAGUGGGUCAGGGCUGGCCGUGUCCGGACUAUGCCGUCCAAGUCCGCUUGCCUGCGUCAUACGGAGGCACCUGGGCAGCUGGAAGGCAGAAUGCUCCAGGGACAGCUUUCGAACACCGAAAAGAAGCUCAUCCCAACAUCAGCCUCCUUACCAGCCGCUGACUCUCAGAGUUCACAGACAAACUCCAUGCCUCCUUUAAGCAUGCCAGCAAAACCAAGCAACCAGAACCUACAAGCCAAGGCAAACCUCAUCACCCCACAGCCACCCAUUAGACCCAAGUUGGAGAGAACCCUGUCCCUCGAUGACAAGGGCUGGAGAAGGAGGCGUUUCCGGGGUAGUCAGGAGGAUCUGACUGUCCAGAAUGGGGCCAGUCCCUGCAGGGGUUCCUUGCAGGACUCAGUAGCCCAGUCUCCUGCCUACAGUCGUCCCCUGCCCUGCCUCAGUACAUCCUUACAGGAGAUACCUAAGCCCCGAAGGGCCACAGGCAGCGAGGGAGGGAGCCCAUCCUUGUGGAGUGACUGUCUUUCUGGAAUGAUCAGCACCUCCUUGGACCUCCUGCACAGAGAGGCUGCCUCAGGUGGGCCCCACUCCAGGCUGGCAAGUUUGCGUGCUACACACACACCGCCAGCUAUGGACCUCAACAUAGCCUCCAGCUCCCUGAGAACAGCAAACAAGGUUGACCCUGAGCACACGGACUACAAGCUCCGCAUGCAGAACAGACUGGUCAGGGCCCACAGCAACCUGGGCCCUAGCAGACCCCGGAGCCCCCUGGCUGGUGACGAUCACUCCAUUCACUCAGCCAGAUCCUCUUUCAGCCUUCUGGCCCCCAUCCGCACCAAGGACAUCAGGAGCAGGAGCUAUCUGGAGGGUAGUCUUCUGGCCAGUGGGGCCCUGCUAGGGGCAGACGAGCUGGCCAGGUACUUCCCAGACCGAAACAUGGCUCUUUUCGUGGCUACCUGGAACAUGCAGGGCCAGAAGGAGCUUCCGGCAAGCCUGGAUGAGUUUCUGCUUCCCACCGAGGCUGACUACACACAGGACCUGUAUGUCAUUGGCGUUCAGGAGGGCUGCUCUGACAGGCGGGAAUGGGAGACACGCUUGCAGGAGACACUGGGCCCUCAGUACGUACUGCUGUCAUCAGCAGCACAUGGGGUCCUGUACAUGUCCCUGUUUAUCCGUAGGGACCUCAUCUGGUUCUGCUCAGAGGUCGAGUACUCCACGGUAACUACACGCAUCGUGUCUCAGAUCAAGACCAAAGGGGCCCUGGGCGUCAGCUUCACCUUUUUCGGCACCUCCUUCCUCUUCAUCACAUCUCACUUCACCUCUGGAGAUGGGAAGGUAGCAGAGCGGCUACUGGACUACAACAGAACCAUCCAAGCCCUCGCCUUGCCCCGGAAUGUGCCAGACACAAACCCCUACCGCUCUAGUGCAGGGGAUGUCACUACCCGGUUUGAUGAGGUCUUCUGGUUUGGGGACUUCAACUUCCGCCUAAGUGGUGGACGAGUGGCUGUGGAGGCCUUCCUGAAGCAGGACCCAGAGGUGGAUGUGCUGGCACUCCUGCAACAUGACCAGCUCACCCGGGAGAUGAAGAAAGGGUCCAUCUUCAAGGGCUUUGAGGAGGCAGAAAUUCACUUUCUCCCAUCCUACAAGUUUGACAUUGGGAAGGACACCUACGACAGCACCUCCAAGCAAAGGACACCCUCCUACACAGACCGAGUCCUAUACAAAAGCCGUCACAAAGGUGACAUCUGUCCCAUGAAGUAUUCCUCUUGUCCUGGGAUCAAGACUUCAGACCACCGUCCUGUGUAUGGCUUGUUCCGGGUGAAAGUGAGGCCAGGACGAGACAACAUCCCGUUAGCUGCCGGCAAGUUUGACCGAGAACUGUACUUGAUAGGAAUUAAAAGACGAAUUUCAAAAGAGAUUCAGAGACAAGAAGCACUGAAGAGUCAGAGCUCCAGUGCUGUGUGCACUGUGUCUUGAAGUUACCAGACCAGGACUGGCCAACUGCAGCUGAGGGACCAAGGUCACGGCAAAGAGAUGGGCUUGUUCGCCAGCGCUCCUGUAAUGCUGGGUUCUGACUAACCACAGCGAGGCUCUCCUGCUCUCAGCAGACCCCACCCCUCAGGACUGUCAGGAGUGGGCUGUGGCCAGGGCAAGCCUCUUCUAUAUCAUGCUCCCACAGGCACAUGGCAGGGAUUUGGUGAGUGGGGCGUGUGGACACCAAGCCACAGAUUCACGCCGUGCAGCAGUCCUGACUUCUUGCCCUUGAGCACUGCAGUCUUUUCAACCUUUUAUUCCUGUUCUCAUGCUAGAGCCCAGGUUCUAGGUCUGUAUCCUAAUAGCUCCUUUCCUCCAGGGAAAGAUCAGACCACCUCUGGUAUCUUAGAUGCUCAGUGCCUAGAACCUGCCAGGACUAGAAUUCUUGGAUAUUCCCCACAGACAUUUUGAUAGGCUUUGAGGUUCUGCAUCCUGGUCCCAGGCUCCCAACCCACAGUUGAGUAGGGACCUCUCCUCUCUGCAGGCUAAGCCCAGCUCUAUUGACUCAGUUCCUAGGAGCUUCGGAGCAUUUGCUUUUGUGUUGCUCGUCUCAGGAAGGAAGGCACUGGAAUUGUGUUGCUAGGCAGCACCUUGCUGGGUCUCACUCCGUGAAGAAAGCUUAGGCCUCAUCAUUCCUCUCAAUCAACCCCAUCCCUCAGAGACAUAGCCUUGAAUGUACAGACACCUAAGGGCAUCCACUCUAGUCUUCUAAAUUAUUUAUUUUUCCAUAUUUAUAUUUUUCAAUAAAUAAGGAUAUAUUCAACUGUAAA
Rattus rattus (black rat) is the source of this 3361-nucleotide messenger RNA. RefSeq names its product inositol polyphosphate-5-phosphatase E (gene Inpp5e). Bases 588 to 2534 code for a protein of 648 amino acids. NCBI's taxonomy places the organism in Eukaryota, Metazoa, Chordata, Mammalia, Rodentia, Muridae. Gene Ontology annotation, biological process: phosphatidylinositol dephosphorylation. Gene Ontology annotation, molecular function: inositol-polyphosphate 5-phosphatase activity. The record is from RefSeq and is a predicted model, not a curated record. The transcript has 10 exons.